UAACGACAAAACGACGGCCGGCCGGCCACCCUUUCUAGUUUCUAUCAUGCAAUCGUCGCUAUUAUAGUAUCAACCACCCAGUAGCGUGCCAUAGCUGUGGCUGGUCUCUUGUUUCUCUCACUCGUGUAUAACAACAACAACAACAACAUCACGGCAACAACUUCUUUGUGAAGAAACAUGGAGAAGGACUCUACCUCUGCUGUGGGAGCUGAUGCGCUAGCGAUUCCUCUGCUCACCCCGUACCAAAUGGGCAAGUUCCAUCUUUCUCAUCGGUAUGUAGUUUAUUGUCCAUUCUGUCGAACACCUUCAUCCGAAUCAUCCGAUAUGGAUGCAACUCUUGUUUUAUCGUUGAGAACAAUCUGGGUACUGCUCCUUUUCGGCUGCUGGGUCUGUGUCAGGAUUGUUCUGGCGCCAUUGACUAGGCAGAGAUCAUAUGGAUAUGUACCACAGCCACAUGCCAUCUUGUAUUACUCACAGAGGACAACCAAAGGAGGUCUUCUCAUAGCCGAAGCCACUGCUGUUUCGGACACUGCUCAAGGGUAUAAAGAUGCUCCGGGAAUUUGGACCGAGGAGCAAGUUGAGGCGUGGAAACCUAUUGUGGAUGCUGUUCAUGCCAAGGGUGGCAUCUUUUUCUGUCAACUUUGGCACGUUGGAAGGGUUUCGAAUGCAGGUUUCCAGCCCCAUGGCCAGGCUCCAAUCUCUUGUACAGACAAACCAUUGAUCCGUCGAUCUAAUGGUGGUGAUGUCAAUAGAUUCACACCUCCACGACGAUUAAAAACGGAAGAAAUUCCACAAAUUGUCAAUGAUUUCAGAAUUGCUGCUAAGAAUGCUAUUGAAGCAGGGUUUGAUGGGGUUGAGAUACAUGGGGCUCAUGGCUUCUUGAUUGAGCAGUUCAUGAAAGAUCAAGUGAAUGAUAGAACAGACCAAUACGGCGGUUCUCAAGAGAACCGCUGUCGAUUUGGUUUAGAAAUAGUUGAAGCUAUAAGCAAUGAGAUAGGAGCAGACAGAGUGGGGAUCAGGUUAUCUCCAUUUGCACCCUAUAACCAAUGCUCAGAUUCAAAACCAGAAGCUUUAGGCCUAUACAUGGCUGAAUCCCUUAACAGAUAUGGCAUUGCCUACUGCCACGUUGUCGAGCCGGGACAAAAGACUGGUGGAGAACAACUUCUAAGCGUUCUUCCCAUGAGAAAAGCUUUCAAUGGUAGUUUCAUGACCUCUGGAGGAUUUGAUAGGGAAGGCGGGAACAGAGCGCUAGCAGAGAAUCGUGCAGAUCUUGUAGCUUAUGGCCGUUGGUUCUUGGCUAAUCCGGAUCUACCAAGGAGAUUUGAGCUGAAUGUUCCUCUCAACCAGUAUGAUACAAGUACGUUUUACACACCUGAUCCUGUCAUCGGGUAUACAGAUUAUCCAUUUUUUGUUUGAAAUGAAUCAAGAAGUCAUAAUUCAUGGCUGAUGAGAUUUGAUCUCGCUGCUCUGCUCAAGCAGUAUGAUGCACACACUCGUAAUUGAUGUCUGAUGUUAGCAAGUGUUCUAAUUCUGUUGAGGCAUCAGGGUUUAAACACAACUUUUCUUGCUCUGCUGUUCCAUUGAAUUCAGUCACAGGUCUUCUCUCUUUUCCUCUCUACCUACUCGAGUCAUAUGAGAAUCCAACAUGGUACUAGACACUGGUUAUAGCAACCCUUGCCGAGCUGGAAAUCGAGACGAAUUCCAAUACGCCAAUUAUGAUAGUAAGUCUUGAGAACCAUCCUAGUGUCCAUACUACAUACAGUACACAGAGCCACUAUUUUGGUUAAAAAACUUGCACUCUUCAUGCUAAGCUAGUGCUAGAUAUCCAUGGACACCGAGGCAGAAUUCUUCCCUCACCGAAGCAGAACUCUUUGGUGGAAAACCGUAAAAUCUUAAAAACAUUACUUAUAGAUACAUGGAAUCGAGAGUUCAACAGUGAACACAGCUCACCGAAAUCACAAAGAUGAUUUAAGAAUCAGGUUCUGUUCUUCUUGAAAACGACUACAUUUCCACUACUGCAUUAGGCCGUCGGGGGAACAACAGUUCACUCAGCGAACACUAAACUGCAAAACUACAACAUGCUUUCUUCUUUAAAAGCAGCAGCAGCAACAGAGAAUAGAGCUUUAUUACACCACCAAUGAUCCAUGUGAAAACCCUUAAGCCGAAGACCCAUCUUCGCUCGAAGUUUCAGAAGGAGGCAGCUUCCCAGAGGCACCAUUGACAAGCAUUUUCUGAAUCCUAAAGCUCUCCACCUGACCACCUUCUAAAUCCCCAAACAACUGCUUCCUAUAAACCUGAUGCAAUUUCCCAAACAACUCCUUCCUAAUCGCUUCAAAAGCCAUGUCCAGCCUCUCCAACUGCUCCAUAGCAUUCGGAUUGCACAGAAACAAGCCAUAGAACAACUCGAAGCUGUCCCCUGAAGUAUUGCCCACCAAAUUCAGCAGCGUCUCGUACCCUUUGGUGUUGAUCGGAGAAGACUCCAGCCCAAACUUCUCCAACACCCUCCCCAUGGCAUGGGUCACGAACUGCGAGCCCGCGGCAUGUCGAUCGUGCUCAGCACAGCUCAUCUCCACCAUCCUGCACCCUUCUCUGCUAAAAAUGUCCAAGAACUUCUCACAUUUACUGAUCCUGUCCUCGCUGUUCCCAAUUCGCACCUUAUCAUACACAAACGGCAACCCGGCCCAAGAAUGCUUCCCACUCUCGGGUCCAAACAUUGGGUGCGUGCACAGGACAUCGAAUUCCACGGGCAAAUACUUCAGCAUUAUGGUCUUGGCGAAUUCUUUCACGGAGAGCACAUCGACGAAAAGGGUAUUGCGUUUCAAUCUCUGAAAGGGGAAAGACUGGAGUACCUUCUCGGAGGAGAGGAUGGAUGUGCAGAGCAGUACGACUUCCGGGUGGCUCUCGCAGAGGUCGUGCGGGUUGGAGUAGAAGCGGACGCCGAGGGCGGAGGCGGCGGCGGAGUAGUCGGUGCGAGAGUGGGCGAUGACGGUGUGGCCCUGGCGGGAGAAUGCUUUGGCGAGGAACUGGCCGUAAUUGCCGAAUCCGAGGAUGGCGAUUUUUAGGGAUUUGGAUUUGAGGUGCUGGUAGCGGAGCUGGGACUCGUAGUCGAAAGGCUGCGCGGCGUCGAUGCAGCUGAUGUGGAGAGAGACGGUGGCGGCGGCGGUGGAGGUAGAGAGGGAGAGAGGCGAUGGAGGAGGGAGAGGGAGAGAUAUGGAGUGGGAGGAAGGAGGGAGGAAGAGAGGGGAUGAAAUGGGAGUAGGAGAGUUUUUGGGGGAGGUGGAGGCGAAGGAAAACGCCGCCGCCAUUGUUGUGCCAGAAAGAGAGAGAGAGAGAGAGAGAGAGAGACUCGGAAGCAAUGCCAGUCACUUCUCAGUUCUCACUUUGUUAAUUCGCAGGGGAAAUGCCGAAAUGGAAAAAGC
Linum tenue is the source of this 3419-nucleotide messenger RNA. Lineage: Eukaryota; Viridiplantae; Streptophyta; Magnoliopsida; Malpighiales; Linaceae. The record is from the annotation of a GenBank genome assembly.